AGGGAGCGCGCGUGCGCAGUCACGUGGAGGGCGUGAGUUCAGGAAGCAGAGGAAGUUUUUGGGGAGACGAAGUAAAGUCCCGAGAGGAGGAAGUUACAUUUGAUCAUUUUAAGCCGGGACGUUAUUUCGUAUUGAUCCCCGCGCGCGCGUCACAGGUAGAUCGUGCGCGUGACGUUAGAGGACGAGGAACCGUCCGACAGGUGAGCGUCUCUUCCGGCUCCUGAGGUCCGGGUCGAUUAAGCUCGUCGUUCCCUGAGAAAACAUCUACAGCGCUGUGAUUGGUCGGUGAAGAGGAGAAGCUCCUCCCCAUUGUCGAAGGCCGACCGAUGGCGGCGGAGGAACUGAUCCAGGACCGCGACGACGUCCGUCCCCACGUGGAGGCGGACGUGACCGCGGAGCAUCCCGACGCGCCUCUGAGGUCGGCCAACGGCAACCCCAGUCGCCACGCCUCCACGCCGCCGGCUGACUCCGCCCCCGAGGAGCCGCCGGAGUGCGGCAAGCUGAGCAGCCUGUUCAAGCAGAACCAGCUGAUCCACUCGCUGAGCAGCGGGCUGCGGCGCCACUGCGACUACGUGAAGAUCGCCGUGCCGGAGGAGCGCGGCGACUCGCUGCCCGCCGAGUGGUGGAAGACGGGCGUGGCUUUCCUCUACGCGCUCUUCGUCCUGGUCUUCACCACCGUCAUCAUCACCGUGGUGCACGAGCGGGUGCCGGACAAGUCGGUGAGUCCGCCGCUGCCCGACAAGUUCUUCGACUACGUGGACCGCGCGGCGUGGGCCUUCACCGUCACCGAGGUCAACGGCCUCAUCCUCUGCGGCCUGUGGCUCGUCCAGCUGCUCUUCCUCAAGCACAAAGCCAUCGUUGGCCGUCGCUGCUUCUUCCUCAUCGGGACUCUCUACAUGUAUCGCUGUGUCACCAUGUACAUCACCACCCUGCCGGUGCCGGGCAAGCACAUGGUGUGCGCUCCAAAGCUGUACAACGACUCCACGGGGAAGAUCUGGAGGAUCCUGGGGAUGAUCUCAGGAGGAGGUCUGUCUCUGACCGGGUCCCACCUGAUGUGUGGUGACUUCCUGUACAGCGGUCACACCGUCAUGUUGACGCUCUCCUACCUCUUCAUCAAGGAGUGUGAGUACAGAAUCAUCCAUCUAUAGAUCUAAAGAUUUGACAUUACGGGGGUCGUCUGCAUCCUGGUUGCUCACGAGCACUACAGCGUGGACGUGGUGAUCGGCUACAUCGCCAGCACCCGGACCUUCUGGUGGUACCACACCAUGGCCGACACACACGCUCUUCGUCAGCCGCCCAGCAGCUUCCUGUGGAGGACCUGGUGGAGCCCCGUCUUCAACUUCCUGGAGAGGAACGUCCACACGGCCGUCCCCAUCACCUUCUCAUGGCCGGUCACGCUGCCCUCCUGCUGCAGGCCGCGGUACCGCAUGGUGGAGGGGGGGAGGGACGAGUGA
Messenger RNA from Gasterosteus aculeatus aculeatus (three-spined stickleback), 1454 nucleotides. The record is from RefSeq and is a predicted model, not a curated record. NCBI's taxonomy places the organism in Eukaryota, Metazoa, Chordata, Actinopteri, Perciformes, Gasterosteidae.